UGUGAGUGUGGGGGGCUGUUUCCCACUCGCCCUCCUUUCCCGCGCGGACUCGUCUCUUCUGCCUCCGGUCAAGGCUCUGCGGGGCUGGUCUCGUGGAGUGACGCUUCGCCUUCCCUCCAUGCAAAGCCGGCGUCGGGUCUCUCUCUCUCUCUUUUCCCCCCGCCCGCUCGGAGCAGCGCCCGCCGUGGGUGUGUCGGCGGAGGAGGAGGCGGAGAAAACAAUAGAGCGGAGGCUUUGAGAGAGGCGCUUCUGCGGGAUCGGCGGAGAGGCUUUUUUUUCUCCCCCCCCCCCCCCGCAUGUAACCGCGGGACAAAGCCCGGGCUAGACUCGACGACCCCCGCCUUCCCCCCUCAGCGACCGGCCUUCCUUCUCAGCCGGGAAAAAACGACGGAGCCCGCUUGCUGAGCGCAGGCGGGGAGCGAAGCACCGUACAAUGGAGCCGGGCUGCCGCUUCCCCUCGGGCUGAGCAACGCCGCGGCGGGGGCAGCAGCAGAGAACGCCUUGAGGGGAGGACGCCUCGCUUCUCUCUUGCUCGCUCGCUCUUUUUCCCCCCUGGCGUCGUUCGGCGACAGGAGAGACAAAAGGCGGUGCGGGUGGAAGGCGAGGACGAGGUGCCAGCUUCUUUGCGCCCGGCCAGCGAUGGCACACAGGAGCCGGCCGGUGCGGAUGCUGCAGCCGCCGCCGCCGCCGCCGGCUCUGCCGCUUUCGGAUGCCCUCUGAGCCCGGGGUUGUUGUUGUCACUGGCAACGGGAGGCGCGGCGCUCUUUCCCGACGGUAACGGCGAAGAGGAGGCUUGCUUUUUUUUUUCUCUUCCCCGGAAUCACCCGGCGAUCAUGGGCAGAUGCAACGGACGCUGCACGCUGGUCGGCUUCUGCUCCUUGCAACUGGUUGCAGCCCUGGAGAGACAGAUAUUUGACUUCCUGGGUUAUCAAUGGUUGCCGAUCCUGGCCAAUUUUUUACACAUUAUGGCCGUCAUCCUGGGUAUUUUUGGCACCCUUCAGUACAGAUCCAGAUACCUCAUGCUGUAUGCUGUGUGGCUCAUUGUCUGGGUUGGUUGGAAUGCAUUUAUCAUCUGUUUUUACCUGGAAGUCGGACACCUUUCACAGGAUCGAGACUUCAUCAUGACCUUUAACACAUCAUUGCAUCGCUCUUGGUGGAUGGAGAACGGUCCUGGUUGCCUGGUGACCCCUGUGAUCAACUCCAACCUGGCCUUAGAAGACCAUCACGUCAUCACAGUAACUGGAUGCUUGCUCGAUUAUCAAUAUAUUGAGGUGGUGAGCAGUGCAAUGCAGAUAUUCCUUGCGCUAUUCGGAUUUGUUUACGCCUGCUAUGUCAGCAAAAUGUUUAUGGAGGAGGAAGACAGCUUUGAUUUUAUUGGAGGGUUUGAUUCCUACGGCUACCAGGCACCACAAAAGAUGUCACAUCUGCAGUUGCAGCCUUUAUACACCUCUGGAUAAUUGCUUCCUUGCCUACCUACAGUGAACAAGCCUUUGGGGACGUUUGCAAACAACAAUAACAACGCCAAGCCAAGCCACCAAGAUAAAUGGAGUAGGGCAAAAGCAUUUUCAAGGCCGUUGUCAGUUCUGCUGGAGAUUUGGUGUUCCCGGAGGGACAACUACGCCGGUGACUCCAUCUUGUCCUUCUCAUCCGUUAAUGCCUUUCGUUUGGUACCUAAGCAAGAAUCAUGAACCCAUUGGGGAAACUUUGACCAGCACUGUUUCUCCAGAUCUAAAAGUUUCUGCUUAAAAAAAGACCUCGGAGCCAAAACAAGCUCAGGACUCCACCUACUGGCCAAGCUGUGUACUGUCACUGGUUCACACUGGUCAAUCCUUCAAACCUGGGAUCUAAUUCUUUGUCUCCCAAGAUGAGGAGAAUCCUUUUCUAAGCGAGAUCCUUUUUUCUUUUUUGGGGGGGGGGGUCAGAUUUUUCUUUUGUUGGUUGGUUUUUCUAAAAAAAAUAAUAAUAAUUCUGGGACGCUUCUUGUCUGAGCAAAUGACUUUCAGCGCGUUAAUCUGUAGGUUGCAAUAUUUUGCAAUAACGAAAAGGAGUAAAGGAAUAAAAUGAAUGGAACAUGAAAUAAAAGGUGGGUAAUG
Messenger RNA from Pantherophis guttatus, 2093 nucleotides. RefSeq names its product sodium/potassium transporting ATPase interacting 1 (gene NKAIN1). The record is from RefSeq and is a predicted model, not a curated record. Lineage: Eukaryota; Metazoa; Chordata; Lepidosauria; Squamata; Colubridae. Gene Ontology annotation, biological process: regulation of sodium ion transport.